GUUCGGACCUGGUAUACACGUGUGUGUGUGUAUGAACGAUCUAUAUUGUGACUGAACAACACACGUGCAGACGGUAAUUGUUAGGAGGGUGUGGAUUACCCGUGUCUGGGCAGUGUGUGUGGAUGUGUGUGGCAGUGGAAUCAGGAAUGGACAGCACACUUCAGAGGAGAGGAGAGAGCCCCCCUGCAAUGGACUUCACGAACGGCGAGGCCCGACUGGGCCCUCCCAUCAUCAUGUGUACCCGUCCAUACCCAGACUGCAGUGUGGAGCAGGGGGAGUGUUGUGACAUGGACAGCACCAAUGAGAGCGGGGUGGGCUCUGACACCUCUGAUGGGGGGCGGAGCAACGAGAAGGAGGAGGGGCUAGGUGGACUGUUCAACAAUUCUGGCCAGUUGAUUGGCUCGGCUUCUGCGUCCGUCUUCUCGGGGGAGGAACAGUUUGAGGACUACGGAGAGGGGGAGGAUGUGGACUACACUCCCAGCAGCCCUUGCCCCGACGAUGACGCUCGCACCAACGGCUUCUCAGACCUCGGCUCCUCCCUGCCCUCCAGGUUGGUGGCACAUAGAGGAAACUCACACAGCGUACAGGACAUUCAUCAAUGA
This is a messenger RNA of Oncorhynchus gorbuscha (pink salmon), 602 nucleotides long. RefSeq names its product rab11 family-interacting protein 4A-like. The record is from RefSeq and is a predicted model, not a curated record. The transcript is spliced from 3 exons. NCBI's taxonomy places the organism in Eukaryota, Metazoa, Chordata, Actinopteri, Salmoniformes, Salmonidae. The coding region runs from base 123 to 602 and encodes 159 amino acids.